Molecule: messenger RNA, 1239 nt
Organism: Capsicum annuum
Lineage: Eukaryota; Viridiplantae; Streptophyta; Magnoliopsida; Solanales; Solanaceae
Product: phosphoenolpyruvate carboxylase kinase 1
Exons: 3
Coding region: 51-887 (278 amino acids)
Biological process (GO): intracellular signal transduction; protein autophosphorylation; peptidyl-serine phosphorylation
Cellular component (GO): nucleus; cytoplasm
Molecular function (GO): calcium/calmodulin-dependent protein kinase activity; calmodulin binding; ATP binding
Source: RefSeq, a predicted model, not a curated record
ACCCUUCUCAACACAAGUCAAAAAAGUAGGAAAAAAACAAAACAAACGGAAUGAGCGACUCACUAAAGCGAAAUUAUUGUGUCUGCGAAGAGUUGGGUAGGGGCAAAUUCGGUACCGUUUUCAAGUGUUACUCGCUGGCAACCGGUGAGCCAUUUGCCGUCAAGUCUAUUGAUAAACGUCUCAUCGCCGAUGAUGAUAUAGAUCGCCAAUGCCUUUACAACGAAGCGAAAAUUAUGCACUUGCUUUCGCCGAAUCCGAACAUUGUUCGUAUCUUCGAUAUCUAUGAGGAUGAUGUUCACCUUGAUAUGGUUUUAGAGCUAUGCAACGCCGGCGAUUUGUUUCAACGCCUCAGUAGUCGAUCAGUGUUCUCCGAGUCCGAAGCUGUCGAUGUCAUGGUACCACUAAUGAAGGCAAUAGCGCACUGUCACCUUCUCGGCGUAGCACACAGGGACAUCAAGCCGGAUAACAUUUUAUUCAACGACUCAAACGAGCUGAAAUUGGCUGAUUUUGGGUCGGCUGAGUGUUUCCGUGAGGGACAGCUGAUAAGCGGCGUAGUAGGGACGCCGUAUUACGUGGCACCGGAGGUGUUAGCUGGGAGAAACUACAGUGAGAAGGUUGAUAUUUGGAGUGCUGGUGUUAUUAUGUAUAUAAUGCUUGCCGGAGUGCCGCCGUUUUACGGUGAAUCGGCGACGGAGAUCUUUGAGGCUGUGCUCAGAGCGAACCUUAGGUUUCCGACUAGGAUCUUCAAUUCAGUAACGCCGGCGGCGAAGGAUUUGCUUCGGAGAAUGCUAUGUAAAGAUGUUUCUAGAAGAUUCUCUGCCGAACAAGUUCUUAGGCACCCAUGGAUGACUAGCAACGGAGAAACUAGAACAGUUGCGCUACUUUGAGGAGAUUUGCAUCUGCCGAUAAAAUAAUUAUCAAAUGAUCAGAAUUUAGGUACGUACAUAAUGUGUGAUCAGGGAUUGGAUUUGCGAGCAAUGUGUUCGUCCCAGAUAUAGGUUAUUAGUAAGUUAGAUAUACAUCGUAUAAAACACCAGGUACUUAUUAGAUCCAAUGUAUUUACUCCAAGUCUCCAACAUAUAUACCCCCGACCUAAGUUGAUGUUGCUUCAGCACAAGUUAAUUUGGAGUCGAUGGGUAACGGCAGAUGGCAUUAAUUCCCAAUUGUUUUGCCAGGUUUUAAUGUAAUCUUGUAUGAUAAACUAGCUCAAAUAAAUCCUCUCUUUUUUUUUUCAUUCAA